CGAACCGUUUGACGUAGAUGCUUGUAAAUACUUCGAUGAUUUGACCAAGAAAAUUAUUGAAGAAAGAAAGAAGCAAAAUAAACAUGGUACCAACAAUGAUAAAGAACUGUAUUAAAGAAUUUAAAAAGCUCAAAAAGCGCACAGAUUUCAUACAACUAAUGAUAGACUCGGAAAAGUCGGACAAAGACUUGGGUUACGACUCUAUCAGCGAUGCAGAGCAAGAAGAGGACAAAAUAUAUGGUGAAAAACCAAAAUCAAAACCAUCGGGCACUCUAUCACCGGAUGAAAUGGUAGCCCAGGCCAUUUUAUUUUACAUCGCCGGCUACGACACUACCAGCGCUGCCCUAACCCACGCCCUGUACUACUUGUCUGAACACAAAGACUGUCAGCAAAAACUAUACGAAGAGUUGCGAAGUUGUGAUGAGUUUACGUACGAAAAGUUAUCGCAACUAAAAUACUUGAAUGGCGUAAUCCAUGAGACACUACGACUGAGGCCAUCAUUUGCUAAGCUAUUCCGGUCCUGUGUUCAGGACUAUAAGCUGGGAAAUACCGGUAUUACUAUACCAGCGGGAACCGCUGUAGAGAUCAACCUAACUACACUACAACGGGAUCCCAAAUAUUGGCCAAAUGCGGAAGAGUUUCAGCCCGAGCGCUGGUUUGAGCCCAACCACCAUCCGUACGCUUACCUCCCAUUUGGCGCCGGACCCCGACUAUGCAUUGGACAACGGUUUGCCAUUAAUGAGAUGCAAAUGUGCCUGGCUAAAAUGAUACGAAAGUUUGAGUUCACCAUGGUGCCCGGAUUUGAAAUUGAAUAUUUUAGAGGUCAACCAGCCAUGUCGCCAAAAGAGUUGCAAUAUUUAAGACGAUAUUUUACUUAUUGGUCCAGGCAAGGAGUGCCAGGCAAAAAUGGGGUAGAUUUUAGUUUGAUAGGCAAACUUACACACGAAAUUGAUGAACAACAUUUUAAAGAGCAUGGUCGUAUAUACGGCUUGUACGCGUUUACCUACAAAGUCAUUUGCAUCAAUGAACCCGAUUUGCUCAGGGAUAUUUUGGUUAAAGAUUUUCAUAUUUUUCCCGAUCACUUAAACUUCCACCUUGGUAGUUCAAAACUCGAACAAAGUUUGUUUUUCAUACCCGGCAACGAUGACUGGAAACGGCAACGAUCUAUACUAUCGCCUGUGUUUACAUCGGGUAAACUUCGAUCAAUGUUGGAACACAUCAAUCAGAUAUCAGAUAGAUUUAUCCAUAAUUUGACUAAGUUUGAAAAACAAGUCUGCACCGCAUUUAUCGGUCCCACAUAUAACCUCCUAUGGGUGUAUAACGAUAAGUGCACCACUAAUAGCAGAAUCGGUUAUAACAGAAUACCGCAUAUAGCAGACAGUGGUCCGAUAGAUAUGCGCAAACAGGUGGGCGCGUUUGCAAUGGACGUGAUCUCGUGCUGCGCGUAUGGCAUAGACGUCGAGUCCAUGACUAAUCCUAAUCAUCCCAUUGUAUUAAACGCGAGCAAAAUAUUGAGUAGUGAUCCGCGACCGGGAAUAAUAGUGUCGGCGCUGUUCCCGGCAUUUGCCAAACUAAUAGGCGCCGAACCGUUUGACGUAGAUGCU
This is a messenger RNA of Medioppia subpectinata, 1604 nucleotides long. NCBI's taxonomy places the organism in Eukaryota, Metazoa, Arthropoda, Arachnida, Sarcoptiformes, Oppiidae. The record is from the annotation of a GenBank genome assembly.